Molecule: messenger RNA, 876 nt
Organism: Gilbertella persicaria
Lineage: Eukaryota; Fungi; Mucoromycota; Mucoromycetes; Mucorales; Choanephoraceae
Exons: 1
Coding region: 1-876 (291 amino acids)
Source: RefSeq, a predicted model, not a curated record
AUGGAAAACCAAGACUUGCCAGAAGAGAUUCUAGAAAAGCUAAAAAAUCUCGAAAUUGAACUACAAGAUGGCGAUAUUACGCUGAAGGGCUUUGAGAAAAAAAAGGCGACUCUGUUAGCCGAAGUCUCGCAAUCUUCUACACCAACACAAGGAAGUGAGACUGAAAUACUUGAAGAACUAGGUCCUGAGCCGAGUGCAGCCGACGUGGUUGAUUUUCUCGAUUUCUUACCUUCGCCUACACAUUCCCCUACGCGUACAGCUGAAGCAGUCAAUCAUAUGGAAGAGAAUCAUCGACAAAUGCAGCAGCAAUUACAACAACAACAACAACAACAACAACAACAACAACAACCUUAUCAACCAUUACAGCAACCAAUGAGACCAAUUCAACAGCAACAGCAACAAUAUAGACCCUAUCCCACUGGCAUGGCUCAUGGUAAUCCACCUAUGAAUGCACCCUAUAUGGGAACCUCUAUUCCACAACACAAUCGUCCUUAUAUGAUCCCUUCUCGUGCUGGAUACCCUCAACAACCACAGCCACAAAUACGGCCCAUGCAGCCAUCGCCUAAUGCUAAUACUUACUACGGACAAAGACCUCCUCCCAAUAUGGUUUAUAGACCACAACCACAACCACCACUACCACAACAACAACAAAUGUAUCAAUCAAGACCUCAUCCAAAUGCACAACAGUCUAUUCCAACACAAAUGCAAACAUCUCCUGGAAAAAUGUACAGACCUCGACCAAAUAAUGGUAUGGUCUAUAGACCACAGCAACAACAGCAACAACAGCAACAGCAAUAUGGUAAUUAUCAAUACAAUAGUAAUAGCAGUGGUAUGGGUAAUGUCAAUAGACCAUAUCCAACAGGCUAUUAUAAGUAA